Messenger RNA from Talaromyces proteolyticus, 489 nucleotides. RefSeq lists its product as uncharacterized. Bases 1 to 489 code for a protein of 162 amino acids. The record is from RefSeq and is a predicted model, not a curated record. NCBI's taxonomy places the organism in Eukaryota, Fungi, Ascomycota, Eurotiomycetes, Eurotiales, Trichocomaceae. The transcript is spliced from 2 exons.
AUGUCAUUCACGGAUCAAAGACCCUCCUGGCGCGUGGCAACUAAACUUGAGCAAAGAAGCUUGCUGCUUGCUGUGAACUGCGUUGCUGGUCUUGCCAUUUAUUUUUUCGGUAUGCCCUCAGAAACUAGAUUCAUCGGCCCUCAUUGCAAUAUUUCAAAUUCUCCAGGGUACGACCAAGGCAUGAUGGGAGGCGUGAACACUUUGUACGACUAUGUUAAUACUAUGAAGUUUGGUUUUAUCAAAGCCAAGGGCACGGUCGUGGUUAGAGACACCCUUCUCCAAGGCGGUAUUGUUUCUGUCUAUUAUUCGGGUACGCUCAGGAUCAAGAGUCUUGCUAUUGCCUGUGUAUGGGGAAUUAUCGGUGCCUUAUUGCAAUGCUCGGCUCAGAAUUCCAUCUGGAUGAUUUGUGCGAGUCCCAGUCAACGGGAUAGGCACUGGGAUCCUCAAUGUCAUGGUCCCGAUCUGGGCAUCUGGGAUCACAGAAUAUAA